AUGGCCAAUCCUGGGAACAGAAGAGGGAUCUACCACCCCUUGACACUUACCUGCUCCUUGCUCAUUGUGGGAAUGUGCUGUGUGUCUCCUUUCUUCUGCUAUAGCCAGACAGACCUGCUGGCUCUUAACCAAGCUGAUCCUCAGUGCUGGGAAUCUUCUUCAGUGCUCCUCCUGGAAAUGUGGAAGCCUCGAAUUUCUAACACUGUUUCCGGUUUCUGGGAUUUUAUGAUCUACCUGAAGUCUUCUGAGAACUUGAAGCAUGGGGCACUGUUUUGGGAUCUGGCCCAACUCUUCUGGGACAUCUAUGUGGACUGUGUCCUCUCCAGGAACCAUGGCUUAGGAAGGAGGCAAUUGUCUGGGAAGGAAGAGAAGAUUUCAGCAGCACAUCCACAGCACGCAGGGAGAAAUCAAGGUGCAUAUUCUCAGCAACUAAGAACACCUUUCCUAAAGAAGAAAGAGUUGAUUGAAGGUUUGAUAAGCAUGCAGUUGCACAGGAGUGGGUCUAAGUUCAUUGGAAAAGUCACCAGUGGCCUGGAAAUAAAGAGAAAAUAA
This is a messenger RNA of Enhydra lutris kenyoni (northern sea otter), 552 nucleotides long. Its product is annotated as family with sequence similarity 237 member A. The transcript has 2 exons. Bases 1 to 552 code for a protein of 183 amino acids. The record is from RefSeq and is a predicted model, not a curated record. Lineage: Eukaryota; Metazoa; Chordata; Mammalia; Carnivora; Mustelidae.